CGGCCAUCUUUGCUAAGGGCAGUGCCGAGCGACCUUCGGCGGCCGAGGAAUGUAAAUGAUCGGCAGUUUGGGAUUUUCAGAAAUUCCAGGUUGGCUGUCAAGAAAUGAAGGUUAGGAUGUGCUGCGCUGGACUGCAGAAUCUCCUCCAAAGGCUGAGCUUCAGUGCCAAGUACUACUCUAAGCAUAACCCUCCUCAAACAAUGUGUCUUUACAAUAAAAUGGGACUAAAAAAGUGGCACAUCCUGGGCUCUUCAAAAAGUAUAUGCACCCACAGGACUGCACCACCUGGAAGCAUCCUGCCAUGCAGAUUCUUUUCCUGCAAGCAGGAAGGAAUGAAAGUCCCUUCCAGAAGGAAGCAAAAUACAGCCAUAGUAACUUCAGGCCUUUUGCACAAGAACCUUCUGAAAUCAGAGCAAAAAAACUGGAAUAACAUUUCACCAACAUACAAAGCUAUGACAAAGAGAAUCAAGGAAAAACUGGAAGAAUUGCACAACAUGUAUACAAUCAAUUCAGGAAGCCCAAGGAUGAGGUUUGGCGAGAAUGUAUACUUUGAAGAUAAUGGCUGCGUAUUUCUUGCAAAAGCAGAUCAUGCUGAAGGAAAUGCUGAGAUUUUAUUCAGUGUUGAAGAUUUUGGCUUUACUGAUGCUUUCAUUCAACGGAUCAGAAUUUCACCAGAUCAGAGAUACAUGGCCAUCAGCUUAAAAAGUGAAAAUUCUGAAGAGGCAACCUGCAUUAUUAUGAAACUUGGCAAUCUUCCUGUUGUGGAAAAAGUAAUUCCAAGCGUAUUUAGCUUUGAAUGGGCUGCAAAUGAUGUUCUGUAUUACACAACUCAGAAGAACCUUAAAUGCCAGAAUGUCUUCAUGACCACAUUCACUUACCAGAAACACACUAAGUUAGUUUAUACAGAACAAGAUGCAAGAUUCUUUGUAGACCUUUAUUGCACAAAAGACAGGCGUUUUCUCACUAUCAACAGCAACAGCAAGACAACCUCAGAAGUUUGGCUGGUUGACUGCAGACAUCCCUUUGAGUCACCUGCUCUUGUACAAGCACGAACCACAGGGGUCAUUUACUACAUCGAGCACAGAAAGGACCAGUUGUACAUUCUUACUACAUAUGGAGAACCUGCAGAAUAUAAGUUGAUGAAGGCACCAGUAACUUCAAGUGGCAAGGAGAACUGGCAGUUAGUUUAUGCACUGGAAAAGAAAACCAAGCUAGUAGACUUUGAGAUGUUCAGUGAUGACUGUAUUAUGUUCCUGAAGACUGCUGGUCAUCUUUACUUAAAUGUGAUUUCUUUUGUUUCAUACUCAGUUCAGUCAAUAAAGCUACCUACAUGGGCCUGUGAAUUUGAAUUGGAAUCUCAUCCAGAACAUACCACCAGCACCUGCUAUUUUCAGCUCUCCUCCCCAGUACACCCCCCUAAGCGUUUUGCAUAUUCAUUUAAAGAAAAUAAUCUCAUUGAACAAGCUGUGCAAGAGGUACCAAUUAUUAAGAAUUGUCACACUAAACGUUUACUAGCUAAAAGCAAGGAUGAAACUUUGGUGCCAAUUACAGUUUUUCAUAAUAAGAAUUCUAAAGAACUGCACAGGAGACCACUUCUAGUUCAUGUAUAUGGAGCUUAUGGCAUAGAUUUGAACAUGAGCUUUAAAGAAGAGAAGCUGAUGUUAAUUGAAGAGGGUUGGAUAUUAGCAUAUUGCCAUGUUAGGGGUGGAGGAGAGCAGGGCCUUAGCUGGCACAGAGAUGGAUGUCAGCAUAAUAAACUCAAAGGUGUCCAUGACCUCAGGGCUUGCAUCAUGCUGCUGCAUCAGCUGGGAUUUUCUCAGCCCAAACACACAGCACUGGCAGCUGCCAGUGCUGGGGGAGUUCUCGCAGGAGCCCUGUGCAACACUGAUCCAGCACUGAUCAGAGCCAUGGUUUUACAGGCUCCUUUCAUAGAUGUUCUAAAUACAAUGAUGAAAACCCAUCUCCCACUGACAAUUGAGGAACAAGAAGAAUGGGGAAAUCCAUUAGAAGAUGAAAAAUGUAUGAAGUAUAUCAAAAGCUAUUGCCCAUACCAGAAUAUUAAGCCACAGUGCUAUCCAUCAGUUUUUAUCACGGCAUAUGAAAACGAUGAGCGAAUACCACUAACAGGAAUUCUACAGUAUGUUCAGAAACUCAGGAAGGCUGCACUAGAUCAUGCCAGCAGAGCAAGAAAGAAAGGAAACUGGAUUCCUAAUAUCAUCCUAGAUGUCCAGGCAAAUGGCAGUCAUUGUGAUUCAUCCUGGGAGCACUCACUGAAUGAGGUUGCAAGACACCUUGCUUUUCUGAAUAGAGAACUUGAAGAAGUGUCUUAUCCCCAACAUCACAGCAAAUUCUGCAAAUAACUCCUAAACACACUGAGCA
Messenger RNA from Pseudopodoces humilis (Tibetan ground-tit), 2379 nucleotides. It is a transcript of the gene PREPL, whose product is annotated as prolyl endopeptidase like. Gene Ontology annotation, cellular component: cytoskeleton; Golgi apparatus. Gene Ontology annotation, molecular function: serine-type endopeptidase activity. The record is from RefSeq and is a predicted model, not a curated record. Gene Ontology annotation, biological process: proteolysis. NCBI's taxonomy places the organism in Eukaryota, Metazoa, Chordata, Aves, Passeriformes, Paridae.